AUGUCGCAUCUGGACCUGAUUGGCAGCAAGAAAAGGAAGAAAGGAGAGAGGGUUUUCAGAUUCAAGAGCUUUGGUGAGCCUGGUUACCCUGUUGAGUUUGUAGGGCCUUUUCGAGAAAAUGUGAAAGCCCUUCUUGAAUUUGGGCAUUUGGAGAGUAGUAGUAGUAGUAGCUCAUGCAGGGAAAUGCCAAGCUGGUCUUUUCUGCUUGAACUCCAUCGCCACCCUCCUGUCCAAAUCCUUCUCUUUGUUAUUGAAGAACCUGUUGAAGCUUCCCUCAAUCCUUACUGCAAGCACUGCCAAUACGUAGGGUGGGGGCACCAUAUGAUUUGCAAUAAGAAGUACCACUUUGUGUUGCCUUCCAAGGACACGGCCGGGGCUGCAUAUUUGAGCUGCAAAGGCAAUGAGGCAGGUCCAGCCAAUAUUUGUGGUAAGUCAAAUAAUUUUGUGGAAUCGCAGGACCAUCUAAUGCAUGGUGUCUUUCAUUCUAAUGGCUUCGGCCAUUUGCUCCGUGUUAAUGGGGUUGAAAUGGGCUCUGACUUGGCUGGCCACCAUAUUAUGGAUUUCUGGGAUCGUUUGUGCACCGGAUUGCGAGCCAGGAAAGUGAGCUUGAAUGACAUUUCACACAAGAGAGGCAUGGAAUUAAGGCUACUACACGGAGUAGCAUACGGUGAGUCAUGGUUCAGCCGGUGGGGUUACAGAUUCGGGCGUGGAACCUUUUGUGUCACUCAACCAAUGCACCAAAAGGCAAUAGAAGCAGUUCAAGGCAUCCCCUUGUGCCUACUAAUCCACCACCUCGGCACUAUUAAUUCCAACCACGACAUCCCCAUCAUCUUCUCCAGAUAUCAAGCCUUAUCAGACCACUCCUUGAUCAACCUCGGCGACCUCUUCAACUUUAUGCUAGAGCUCAAGGCCCGUUUGCCUAAGGAAAAUUGCUUGGACACCUAUAACCCUGGAAUCCUUGUGGAAACCACUUGUAGGUGGUCGCCCAAGAGGGUUGAAAUGGCCACUCGGGUGAUCAUUGAAGCUCUCAAGCGGGCUGAAUUCCGGUGGGUUUCCAGGCAGGAAGUAAGGGAUGCUGCCCGUGCCUACAUUGGUGACACGGGUUUACUAGAUUUUGUGCUAAAAUCAUUGGGAAAUCACAUUGUGGGAAAUUACUUGGUUCGUCGGAGCUUAAAUCCUGUGACAAAAGUUCUUGAGUAUUGUCUAGAAGACGUGUCCAAUGUGUUGCCUAGUCAUCAUCAAGAGGGUUUUGUCGUGACCAAUCCAAAAGUUAAGGCACGGUACAAGAUCACUAGGGCACAAUUGAUGAAAGACAUGUUCAAUUUGUACAAGUGUAUUCUCAAAGACCACCAAAAGCCAGGGAAUAUCUUAUCAUCUAUACCGGUGGCUGCCAGGAUAAUCCUCGACUCCAAAUACCUUAUCAAAGAGUACUGUGGAGAGCUGCCUUUGAAAGUUGAAUUGGGGUUCCAGGGAAAGCUAAAUCUUUACUCUACUGUUCUUCUAAGAAGCAGCGAUCAAGAGGGUACUGGUGAAGGUGCUGCAACAAACAAAGCCAUGCCUCCAUAUGAGUGUGUCACGUUGAAAAACAAUGCAACCAUUGAUGAACUGAAGAAAGAAGUCCAAGCCAACUUCAGGGAAAUGUAUUGGGGAUUGAGAAGCCUUGUUGUGGAAUCUGUGCUGAAUUUGAAUGCCAGGGGGACAGAUUUGGUGUUCGGGCUGGUUGAAGUGGGUCGCAAGCUUGUGUUUGAGGGGAGCAGCAAAGAGCAUGGAAUUAUGAAGAGGCAAAUAUAUGAAUUUGGUCCAAAUUCGAAUAAUAAUAUUCAUUGUGCUUGUGGAGCCAAAGAGGAUGAUGGGGAGCGAAUGGUAUCAUGCGAUAUAUGCGAAGUUUUGCAGCAUACCCGGUGUGUUGGGAUUCCAGAUAAUGAAGAAAUUCCACAUAUAUUUUUAUGCAACCGAUGCGAGCAAGAAAUUGUACUCUUACCUAAUUCUCUACCAUAG
Molecule: messenger RNA, 1998 nt
Organism: Corylus avellana
Lineage: Eukaryota; Viridiplantae; Streptophyta; Magnoliopsida; Fagales; Betulaceae
Gene: MS1
Product: RING/FYVE/PHD zinc finger superfamily protein
Source: RefSeq, a predicted model, not a curated record